AUUUCAAAGGUGCGAUUUCCGUGAACGUCCACGUUGAAAUUGGGUAGAGAGUUUAUUGGUGUAGAGUGUUGGGUCAACUUAAUAAUUUAUUUGCGAAUGCACAUGUACGACUUAGAGAGCUACUGCUUAAAGAAUCACGAUAUUUUAAAAUAUCCUUUCUAGCCAUGUAAUUUCCCCAUUAUAUUUCUCGUUGCGAUUAAAUUGAAUACGUACAGCAGGUACAGUAACUUUCAAGUGAUCAGUUUUUUUUUUAUUUCCCGUAAACCUAGAUGAAAACUGGUUAAGUAAAGGAACGGGAGAUGAUUGAAGACAACACUGACCUGGUAUCGAACCAGGCUUCAGACAAUUGGCAGGUGAGUGUUCUAUUUUAUGGCAGGUGUGUGUGCUCUAACGAGGGACCUUUGAGUGUUGUACUUAAUGGCAUUUUGGUAUUCAGUCUGAUGAAAUUUCAGUGUUCUAGCUAGUUAUGGGCAUGUGUUCUACCUAGUGGCGAGCGAGUGUUCUACCUAGUGUUAGAUGAGUUUUCUACCUAUAGGAGCAGGUGGGUGUUCUAGCGAGACAAAGGUGUGCUUACCUAGUGUUAGAUGAGUGUACCAAGUGGCAAGCGAGUGUUCUACCUAGUGGCAGGGGAAUGUUCUAUCUAGUUGCAUGUGAGUGUUGUAUCUAAUGGCAAGGGGGGGGGGUCGUCUAGCUAGCGGAAGGUGAGUGUUCUAUUUACUGGAAGGUGACUGUUCUAUCUAGUGGAAGGUGUGUGUUUACCUAGUGUUAGAUUAGAGUUUUACUUAGUCGCAAGCAAGCUUUCUAGCUAGACGAUUGUUCUACCCAGCGGAAGGUGAGUUUUCUAUCUAGUGACAGGUGAGUGUUCUACCCAGUGUACAGGGAGUGUUAUACCUAGAGGCAUGUUUAAAAAAAAAAUGAAUAACCUUUGACCUUGCCUAUUUAGCCAACUGUUUGUUGUAAUCCCCCCCACCCCCCCACCAAAGAAACGAUUCGACAGAGAAACGUAUGGUUUCCCUAGCAACAAGAGCGUCUAUGACGCAGAAGGUCGUGAACUCAAGUUGGGUUCCUACGACGGUAAACUGGUGCCACCGUUCGGUGACAGGGGAUUCCAGCAGAUGAGAGGCCUUGAACUUCGGGAUGACGACAUCCUCUUGUGCGGCUACCCCAAAACAGGUGAGUCUUUUGUGACAGGUGAUAAUUUCACAACCGUUUCCCGUACUAUUGAAGACUGGUUUUUUGGUGUGAGAGGCUAGGUUCCUUCUUAUGCGGCGUGUUCCUAGAUGUGCUGACGUCACGGGUGAGCUUAGGUUUUUGUCAUGCGCACGGUGAGUCGCCUACAAAGACGCACAUUCUGAAACACCUUUAUUUGACAAUCAAACCGACUUUAAAUUAUUGCAAAGAUUGUAAGGAUAAAAUAUUAUCUUAGAUGCGUAGGAAUGUACACAUUGUUGAUACUUUUUUAACACUUAAACUCGCGAAUAAAGCUACCCUUUAUUAUUUAGCAGAAAUACGCUCGAAGACAACUUUAACAUGUUCUCUUAGGCGCUUGUUUCUGAUGACAAUUAGAGCUGUUAAGCUUUUGGAAAAGCCGUAAAGUUUCCUUCCUAAAAUAUUGGCAUCCGCCUUUUCCCUCUGUCAGAGUGGUGGCAAAAUUGUAUUAAAUGAAAUGGAUCUUUUAGGAACAAGUAUAUGUUUUAAUAAUAAGUGAAAUUUAACACACACAAAACUAGUUUUUUUUCCCCCAUCUCCGAUUCAGGCUGCCAUUGGACGUGGGAGAUUCUCAGCAUGAUUUCUAGGAAACAACCCCAGCUGUCUAAGUUGGGGAAAGCCACGGCCUUCUUGGAACUGGCCCCGGGUCAGCUGAUGGAGGAGAUUCCGUCCCCUCGUGUGCUCAACUCCCAUAUGUGGUUUGAUUAUCUUCCCAGACAGGUGUGUGCAAAACUUAAAGAUGUAACUUAACACGUCUGAAACUGGGUGGAUUCUCGUUCUGAUUAAUUCUUCUUUUGGAGCCUAGCUGUUCGGUCUUUAUGGCCCCGGUCAAUCCACCACUGUCGUGCCUCGUGUGCCGGUGCCCCCCCCCCCCCGGUCAAUCAUCACAGUCGUGCCUCGUGUGCUGGGCAAAAUGCUAAAGCAAUCGUGUAACGUAGUCUUCGGGAUACAUCGUUUCUCUACUUACCAGCUCAGAGCUCUCCGUUAGUUAGUGAUUGAAUAUUUCCAGCGCUUGAGAGCAGGGGCCGGUAGGUUGGAUCCCUGUUGGACUUUACCAUAUGAAAGUGGACACGUGCACGGCCAUGGUCUGUUCUUAUCUCAGUUGCAAGGCCAUGCUGUCUAAGUGUCCACCAAGCUAGCGUGGGGAAAUCCACCUAAAACAAAUCUUUCAGCAUCAUGUAAAUAUGUAGAUAGGACAUUUGGUAAAACUAAUUGAGCCAAGUUUAUUUUAAUAACUCCCCCUUACACGCCAUCUGUUUUAUUGUCAAACUCUAUCCUGACAGAUAUCAUACAAGAUGACCAAGAUUAUCCUGACAGUAAGAAACCCUAAGGACACCGCUGUCUCCUACUACAACCAUCAUAUGGCCCUGAAGGCCAUGCAGCUGUAUGACGGACCUUUCAAAGACUGGUUCCAGCUUUACAUGGACGGACUAGGUUAGUUGGCCAUUUAUUGAAAUAAAAUAAAAUCAUUGAUCAAUUUUUAAACAUCAAAAUAUCAGUUCCGAAUAGAUGACUUCUGCCACUUUAACUUUACCCGCAUGAAUUAAGUCGAUGGAUGAUGUUAUUUGUUAAAAUCAUCUUGUCUUUUCGCACCAAAAUAAAAAAAGGCUGACUCAUCACGAAAUCAAGAAACACAACAUCUUAUUAACGGGCCCAUUCCGGGUACAAUACCCCAUUUUGUAAUAGGACAUAAUCCCACCACCACUACACCACAUCUUGAUAAAGGACACAUUUCAACCCUACACCAUAUUUUAUUAAACGACACAUCCCUACCACCAUUACACCCCUUCUUACUAAAGCACACAUUCCUACCACUACACCACAUCUUAUUAAAGGACACAUCCACACCACCAUUACACCACGUCUUAUUAAAGGACACAUUCCUACCACCAUUACACCACAUCUUUUUAAACUAUACAUCGCCAACACAUUACAACACAUCUUAUUAAAGGACACAUUCCUACCACUACACCACGUCUUAUUAAAGAACACAUUCCUACCACUACACCACAUCUUAUUAAAGGACACAUCCACACCACAAUUGCACCACAUCUUAUUAAAGGACAAAUCCCCAGCAAAAUUACACCACAUCUUAUAAAAGGACACACUCCCACCACCAUUACAGCAUAUCUUAUUAAAGGACACAUUCCCACCACUUCACCACAUCUUAUUUAAGGACACAUUCCCACCACUACACCACAUCUUAUUUAAGGACACAUUCCCACCAUUACACCACAUCUUAUUAAAGUACACAUCCCCACUACUACACCACAUCUUAUUUAAGGACACAUUCCCACCACUACACCACAUCUUAUUUAAGGACACAUUCCCACUACUACACCACAUCUUUUUAAAGGACACAUCCCCACCACCACUACACCACAUCUUAUUAAAGGACACAUCCCCACCACUACACCACAUCUUAUUUAAGGACACAUUCCCACUACUACACCACAUCUUAUUUAAGGACACAUUCCCACUACUACACCACAUCUUAUUAAAGUACACAUUCCCACUACUACACCACAUCUUAUUUAAGGACACAUUCCCCCCACUACACCACAUCUUAUUAAAGUACACAUCCCCACCACUACUACACCACAUCUUAUUUAAGGACACAUUCCCACCACUACACCACAUCUUAUUUAAGGACACAUUCCCCCCACUACACCACAUCUUAUUUAAGGACACAUUCCCACCACUACACCACAUCUUGCUAAAGGACACAUCCCCCCACCAUUACACCACAUCAUUUUAAACUAUACAUCGCUCACACCAUUACAUCACAUCUCAUUAAAGGACACAUUCCUAUGACUACACCACAUCAUAUUAAAGGACACAUUCCCAUCACCAUUACACCACAUCUUAUAAAAGGACACAUCCCUACCAGUAAACCACAUCAUUUUAAAGGACACAUUCCACAACCAUUACACCACAUCCUAUUGAAGCACACAUUCCUACCACUACAAUACAUCUUAUUAAAGGACACAUUCCCACCCCUACACCAUAUCCUAUUAUGGUAUUCACGAAGUCAGGGAGAUCUUUCUCGUAGACACUGCCAUCAGUGUGCUAGUUUAUUUAUUGUUGGACAUAUUUUUGCUCGGGGGGGGGGGGNUGGGGGGGGGGGGGGGGGGGAGAGCACUUGGCUUUUUCCGGGGUUGGGGGCAGCGCCCCCACGGAGAUAUAGCUGAAAAAAACCCUGCUAGCAAUACGUUUACUUGUUUACAUAUUGGUAUAUUAAGUGUCUUAGCUUUAAAAAAAAGACAUAUUCCACGUCUUACAUUAAAAUUUUCCUAUUUAAACUUAAAAAUUUAAUCAAUAUGUUUUAUGUACAAUGAUUUAUUUUAGUUAAUUAGCUGAUUUUUAACACAUGUAAAUUCCAUUUGUUUUGAUACUAAAAAAAUAAAAAAUAAAAAGAUAUCUGUUCUUAUUUAUAUCUAACCUCUAAUCAUCCAUCUGAUAUAAUCUUAUUUCACGCUGAAAAUUGCAAAAAAAAUUUCUUAUCAAAUUUCUAUAGAAUUGGAAAGCAACUUAUAAACGUUUGUAAAAUUCCCAAAUUUUUUUCAUUGCUACUAGCGUCAUCGCCUUAUGUUGGGGAACAGUUCCUUCAUCUGUGGGCGCAAUCUUCACUUGCCUUGCAGACCUUCUGUGUGCAAUGAUGUCAGGCGUCAUCACAUAUCUACCCACCCCACAUCACAACCGAUCACUCCUCCCACCCAUCAACACGCAAACACCUUCCACAACACACUCACACGCGCAUCCCCCUCACACCAACACACACGCGCCUUUUCCAUAUUUAUACACACAAAAAAACCAGGCGCUCUAAAACAGUGGUUCUCAACCUUUCUUAUGCAGAGACCCUUUAACACAGUCCCUCAUGUUCUGGUGACGCCAAACCAUAAAAUUAUUUUCGUUGGUACUUCAUAACUGUGGAGUAUAUGUGUUUUCCGAUGGUCUUAGGCGACCCCUGUAAAAGGGAUCGUUCGGCCCCCAGAGGGGUCGCGACCCACAGGUUGAAAACCGCUGCUCUAAAAGAGUUAUAAACGCCCACAAAACACCACACACCAUCGCUAUAAUGAUUCUCUCCGUUCUCGUACGAUGCAGUGGAGUACGGCGACUACUUCAACUACUACCAAGAUUGGGAUCACGUGAUCAAGUCCAACCCCGAUCAUCCUAUACUGGUCGUCAACUAUGAAGACAUGAAAGAGGUAAUGCGCGGUGUCACGGUCAGAUCACGUGGUAUCUCGCCACACGUGACCCGCCUGGUGAUGAUAGGACGCUUGAGAUGUCAUUUUCAUGCACAACUUCCUGGGCGAAUAGGGAAGACAACCUUUAGACUAAAGACAGAGUAGAGCAAAGAGAUCGGUGCCAUGAACGAAAGAUGAAUAACAGAGAGAGGGAGAGAGAGGGGGUAGAGAGAAGGUGAGAGGAGAGACAGAGAUAGACAGAUAGAGACAGAAAGAGAGAGAGAGAGAGAGGGGGAAGAGAGAGGGAGAGAGAGGGAGGGAGAGAAUGGGCGAGAGAAGGGUAUAGAAAGGGAGAGAAUGGGUGAGAGAGGGGUAUAGAAAGGGAGAGAAUGGGCGAGAGAAGGGUAUAGAAAGGGAGAGAAUGGGUGAGAGAGGGGUAUAGAAAGGGAGAGACAGAGAGAGGAAGAGAAAGAGUGAGAGAGAGAGAGUGAGAGAGAGGUGAAGAGAGAGACAGGGAGAAAGAGGGGGAGGUUGAGAGAAAGAGUGAAAGAGAGAAAGAAAUUGAGAAAGAAAGUGUAAGAAAGAGUAAGAAAGCGUAAAUAAGAAUGAGAGAGAAAGAGAGAGAGAGGGGGAGAGAGAGAGAGAAAGAGUGAGACAGAGUGAGAGAAAGAGUAAAAGAGAGAGGAAAGAGAGAGAGAGAGAAAGAGUGAGAUAGAAUGGUAGAAAGACCGAGAGAGAGAAAAAAAUAGAGAAAGAGAACGAGAGCGAAAGAUAGAGGUUGAGUAAGAGAGUGAAUGAGAGAAAGCCUGAGUCAAGAAACAUACAUGAACAUAUCUAGCCAUGGAACAUAGCCUUUAGUUCAGGCGGGAUUAGUGAUGUUGACACUCAUCCAGGGGCUCUCAAACCUUUAGAUGUUGUACGAUCUGCUAAAAUGAAUAAAUGCACUAUGUAAAUUUUGUUGUGUUUCGGAAUGUAUGUCUGCACUAGAAUUAUUGUUACAUCUGAUGGACGAAGAUGAAGAACUAAUUAUGUAUUCGCAUGUACCACAGUUUGAGAGUCUUUGCCAACGUAUGUGUAAGCAUGUAUGACAACGCAGUGUGACAAAAUCUCUCUUUAUUUCCCCCCAAAAACAGGAUCUUCCAAGGGAGAUAAGGAAGAUUGCGAAAUUCCUCCAGAUAACUCUUGAUGACAACCUCGUAGAGGACAUCGCCAUAGCUGCGGGGUUUGACGUCAUGAAGCAAGCUUACCAGAACUCCAACUCUGUCUCCAAGGAUCUUCUGCGUAAAGGUAGACUCUGAUCCAUACUAUUGUGUAGACAGACUAUUUCGUGGUACCUAUCGAGACAUUGUUUCAUAGUGAUUAUGAAGACACGUUUCAUGGUGAUUAUAGAUUAUGUAGACUCUUUUUCAUUAUUAUUAAUGCUAUUAUUAUUAGAUGUUUGUUUUCAUAGCACAGUACACAAGCCUAGGGCUAGGUUUCAACUCGCUUCACAUACAAUUUAGAAAUUACAGAAAAGUAGACCUUUAAAAAAACAAUUGGUGAAAAGCUUGACCUCACACACCCAAGUACAAUCUACCCCUGUCCAGCCAUGGACAGCACCCAGCAGAAUCGAGCGUUGUUUAGCAAUCCGAGGGGGGUGAGAAUGAGUCGGAAUAGGACAGUUUGAAGAGACGGGGCUUGGGGGCAGUUUUAAAGGUUGAGAUGGUCGUUAUGUUGCGGAUGUGUAAUGGGAGGGAAUUCCAUCAUGGAGCACCCAUCACACAAAAGAAGGGUAUGGCCCAGAAUAAAAGGCCAUGAACACGUUUGCCAAGUGAAGCCAUUGGUCCUACUUUUAAAUUUCCGAUCAAAACCCGUCCCUUCCUAGAUACGUGGGUCUCGUGGUCAGAAUGACAACCACAUCAUCAUGCCUAUUAUAUUUUCCCCAAGUCACACUUAAACAAUUUUUUAAAAGCUUGUAAUUAAAACUUGUAAGAGUUAUUGAUAUCUUUCAAACACAUUUUUCAAGACCCUUGAGAAACAGAUACCCACGUCACUUUAUUAUUUCUUUUUUCAUUGCCGAAAUUCAGAACUUUUUAAAAAUACCUUUUUCAUCUUUAGCAUGCACUUUCUCCAUUACCAGGUGAUGUAGGAGAUUGGAAGAACUGGCUCACAGUGGCUCAGAGUGAGGUUGUGGACCAGGCAAUGGCCACACUACAAGGGACUCUCUUCCAUAAACACAGAUACACGCUGCGACAAAAGGGAUCUCAAACAAUACUAUCAUAAUCAUCAGCGCAUUAUUUGUGAUGAAACAGUUCACACCUUUCAAGACCCCAUGAGAGGAAGGGGUUAAUGUGAAUGUAAAUUUGAUAAAACAAUUAAUGUCCCCACAAGACAACUACGUUCUUCCAUUGACAGUAGAACCCUCUCAAUCCCAAGAACUAAAACUAAGACCAUCGGUGAACGCUCCUUCUGCUUCCAUGGGCCCACGUUCUGGAACCAGCUCCCCUUCCAUAUACGUCAUAGUGAAACCUCGUCCAUUUUCAAAAAGUCCCUUAAAACUCAUCUGUUUAGGUCCGCCUAUGACCUGUGAUGCACCCUCCUUGCCCUACCUCAUUUUCUGUUUCGGGUUGAUCCUGAAGUGUCAAAGUGUCCUCGUUUUAUAGCCAUUUUCAUUGUUUCUAUAGAAUAGUAGUUACUAUCCUAGUGUCUCAUUUGUAUUUACUUAGUUUACAUGUUUUAAUAAUUGUAAAGCGCUUAGAGCUUUAUGAUAAGAGCUAUAUAAAAAUGACUAAAUAAAUAAAUAAACGGCUAUUCGGGGAUAUGCUCGAACAGUUUGACCAGACCGUGUUGUGAACGAUCGUCUCGCGUGCAUAGCCCAAAAAUGAAAUUCCCAUAACGGAUUGUUAAAUCUGAUGGGAUCUAAUGUUUAACUGUCGUCAUAAAACCUUUAAGUGUGUAGUUUGAGGAGUCCGUCAUGGCAUGAUUUUACAAUCUAAUUUUGCUCUAACGAUACUUGUAAGAGGUUAUCAAUGAUGCUCUAUUUUGUUACUUGAAUGACAUUAUCCAUGAUAUUCUAUUUUUGUUACUUGUAUGUAGUUUUCCCAUGAUAUUCUAUUUUUGUUACUUGUAUGUAGUUUUCCAUGAUGUUCUAUUUUUGUUACUUGUAUGUAGUUUUCCAUGAUGUUUUAUUUUUGUUACUUGUUUGAUGUUCUAUUUCGUUACGGUACUUGAAUGAAGUUGUCCAUGAUGUUCUAUUUUGUUACUUGUAUGAAGUUGUCCAUGAUGAGUCAAGAUCACAGGAAUCUAUGUUUUAGAAUUUGAAUAUCGUGAUAAUUCCAGAGGCGUACCUAGGGUGUGGCAAGAAAGGCUUCCCAUAGGGCGGAUAAAUGGAAUUAUGCAAAGCGAUUUCUUUUUUUGUUUUCUUAAGGUUUACCUGUAUGUUACAUAUACCAAAAUAUGUUUCUCUAGCUCAGUGGUUCUCAACCUUCCUAAUGCCGCGACCCUUUAAUACAGUGCCUCAUGUUGUGGCGACCCCCAAUAGCAAAAUUAUUUUCGUUGAUAUUUUAAAACUGUAGAGCGCAUGGGUUUUACUUUGGUCUUUGAGGACCUCUGGAAGAGGGACGUUCGACCCCUUUUGGAGUCGCGACCCACAGGUUGAGAACAACUGCUCUAGCUGGUUACGGGCACACUUGUAUGUCUCUCCGUGGACACUGUAUGUCCCCGGUACGUCUCUAGCUACUCUAUAGUUUAUGUUAACAAAAUUCUACAAACGAUCAAUCUUUUAAUAUAAUAUGCAUAUGUGACAUAGUACUGUAAAAAAUAUGUUUGUUUUACCAAUAUUAACCCCAUUAGAUAAGUUGAAUAAAAAUAGUAUUUCUUAGAAAGACCUGUAUGAGUUUAUAUGCCUUAGAAAGACCUUUAUGUGUUUAUUUUGCUUAGAGAGACCUAAAUGCGUUUACAUUUAUUAGAAAGGCGUAUAUGAGUUUAUACUACUUAGAAAGAACUAGAUGAGUUUAUAUUAUUUAGAAAGACCUUUAUGAGUUUAUGUUUCUUAGAAAGAACUAUAUGAGUCUAGAAAGGUACACGAAUGUAGAUUUAGUAACGUUCCCAACAAGGUUGAGUCUUAGCAUUUCGUGUAAAGCCAUUUCGUAUACAGCGUUGUCCUGUGCUUAAAUUAGAUUGAUUAACUUUUCCCUAGCCAAACAACAUCGACCCCGUCUUCAAAUUUCUUGGACAAUUCAACAUGCAACAAGAAAUAUAACACUAGAGAACGGAAUAUUGAUUGCAUCCAAAGAACAAUUUAACAAGUUAGACAACCUUUCGUACUUCAAUGAAUUUUAAGAAUACGCAAUUGCGUCCCAUUUUUGAUGCAACUUAUUUGAGUUUAUAUAUAUAUAUAUAUAUAUGUAUGUUGAAAAUUGGCUUUAGGAUAAAAGAAGUGCUACUGAUACACGUAUUAUAUAGUGUAGAGUCAACCUUUAAACAGUGUCCAUUUAAGAAUAUACAGUUGCGUCCGAUUAUUAAUAAAGAAGGCGUCAGAUGACGUAGUUUCGAGAAUUUCUUUUUUUUCUAGUGUUGCUGAUUUAAUCCUCGCCUUUUGACCGGCAGCUCUUCCGGCCGGCAGACAUUUUGCCUACAUUUCCUAGACAUGGACGAGACGUCAUAUAAUAGUAACAUUGCAUUGAACUCUUUUCGUGUGUAUAAGUAAAUUGGUCUUGAUAUUCUUCAAGGAUUGUAACUUGCUGUCCUGGAGUUUGACAGCUUUUUUUUCUUUGCUGUGUCUAUAUAUUUCAAUUUUCACUUUUUAUCGAAAUUUAAUAACAUAAUUAAACUAAACAAUGUUGGUAUCAUUAGCUUUGGUAGCGUUGGUUUACGUUGUAUGUUGGUUUUAAGUCCUUUGUAACUUAUUGUUCAUUCUAAGAGUCAAAACUUAAAAAAAGAUAUUAAAUUUGUCAAACGAUUUACGGUACGUAACAGUCAUAUCAAUCUAAACUGAAUGCUAGAACAAAAUUAAUUAAAAAAACUAUUACAAAUUGAAACAGUCACUGUACUUGAAAUUGAUUAAUUUGCUAAUGUGCCUGCUAUAAAAAAAAUAUUAAAAUAUCCGCACAUCCUGAUAUCAAGGAAGUGCUAUUGUCAC
This is a messenger RNA of Lymnaea stagnalis (great pond snail), 10515 nucleotides long. Lineage: Eukaryota; Metazoa; Mollusca; Gastropoda; Lymnaeidae. The record is from the annotation of a GenBank genome assembly.